UCUCCGCCACCGGUUUCAGCUCCUGCACAGCACAUGUUGGCCGUCCCCGUCCGUGGAUGCAGCCGGACACAUGAGCCGCCAUUGUUUCCUGACGGUCCUUCCCACGCGCAGCCAAAGCACCCGUCGUCUUUCUUUCUUUCUUUCUUUCUUUCUUUCUUUCUUUCUAGUCGUGGAAAAGUAGGUAGGUGGGUAGAUAGGUGGCAGUCCUUCCUUUGCCGUCCUCUCCUCUCCUCCUAGCUAGAGCUCGCGCGAGAUAUCUCACUUCUCCUUUGCCUGUCCAUGUUCAUCUUGCCCGACUCGUGUCAUUUUCCGAUGGACGCCACAGCGGCCUGAGCAGGUAUGGUAUGGAAGCAGUUCCUCUGAGUUGCUGCAGCGCGUAGUCUGAGAGACAAGCAAGUACAGCAGCCAUGGGGGAGGUCGCGGCGGAGCUGUACACCCAGGAUGGCACCAUCGACAUCAAGGGCAACCCGGCCCUCAAGAGCAACACCGGCAACUGGCGAGCAUGCCCCUACAUCCUCGCGAACGAGUGCUGCGAGCGCCUUGCCUACUACGGCAUGAGCACCAACCUGGUCAACUUCAUGAAGGACCGGAUGGGCAUGGCCAACGCGGCGGCCGCCAACAACGUCACCAACUGGGGCGGCACCUGCUACAUCACCCCGCUCAUCGGCGCCUUCCUCGCCGACGCCUACCUCGGCCGCUUCUGGACCAUCGCCUCCUUCAUGAUCAUCUACAUCUUCGGCCUCGGCCUGCUCACCAUGGCCACCUCCGUGCACGGCCUCGUGCCCGCCUGCGCCUCCAAGGGCGUGUGCGACCCCACGCCGGGCCAGUCGGCGGCCGUCUUCAUCGCGCUCUACCUCAUCGCGCUCGGCACCGGCGGGAUCAAGCCCUGCGUCUCCUCCUUCGGGGCCGACCAGUUCGACGAGCACGACGACGUGGAGCGCAAGAGCAAGAGCUCCUUCUUCAACUGGUUCUACUUCUCCAUCAACAUCGGCGCGCUGGUGGCCUCGUCCGUGCUGGUGUACGUGCAGACGCAUGUGGGGUGGAGCUGGGGCUUCGGCAUCCCCGCCGUCGUCAUGGCCAUCGCCGUCGGCAGCUUCUUCGUCGGCACGCCGCUGUACCGCCACCAGCGCCCCGGCGGCAGCCCGCUCACCCGCAUCGCGCAGGUGCUCGUGGCCGCCACGCGCAAGCUCGGCGUCCCCGUCGACGGGUCGGCGCUGUACGAGACCGCGGACAGGGAGUCCGGCAUCGAGGGGAGCCGCAAGCUGGAGCACACGGGGCAGUUCAGGUUCCUCGACAAGGCGGCGGUGGAGACGCAGGCGGACAAGACGGCGGCCACCGGGCCGUCGCCGUGGCGGCUGUGCACGGUGACGCAGGUGGAGGAGCUCAAGAGCGUGGUGCGGCUGCUGCCCAUCUGGGCGAGCGGCAUCGUCUUCGCCACGGUGUACGGCCAGAUGAGCACCAUGUUCGUGCUACAGGGCAACACCCUGGACGCCUCCAUGGGUCCCAAGUUCAAGAUCCCCUCCGCCUCCCUCUCCAUCUUCGACACCCUCAGCGUCAUCGCCUGGGUGCCCGUCUACGACCGCAUCCUCGUCCCGGCAGUACGCUCCGUCACCGGCCGGCCCCGCGGCUUCACCCAGCUCCAGCGCAUGGGCAUCGGCCUCGUGGUCUCCAUGUUCGCCAUGCUCACCGCCGGCGUGCUCGAGCUCGUCCGCCUCCGCACCAUCGCGCAGCGCGGCCUCUACGGGGAGAAGGACGUGGUGCCCAUCUCCAUCUUCUGGCAGGUGCCGCAGUACUUCAUCAUCGGCGCCGCCGAGGUGUUCACCUUCGUGGGCCAGCUCGAGUUCUUCUACGACCAGGCGCCCGACGCCAUGAGGAGCAUGUGCUCCGCGCUCUCCCUCACCACCGUCGCCCUCGGGAACUACCUCAGCACGCUUCUCGUCACCGUCGUGGCCAAGCUCACCACCAGGGGAGGCAAGCAGGGGUGGAUCCCGGACAACCUCAACGUCGGCCACCUCGACUACUUCUUCUGGCUGCUCGCCGCGCUCAGCCUCCUCAACUUCGCCGUCUACCUCCUCAUCGCCAGCUGGUACACCUACAAGAAGACCGCCGGAGAUGACACAGACGCCAAAGCCAAAGGAGGAUCUGAUGAUGCACAUGACCAGUGAGUGACUCUGGCUGCAACAGUUCGUGUCUGAAUGCGUGCGUGUUUUCUUUUUCAAGAGACAUGACAGAAUAGAUUGUUGAAAGAAGAAGAAGAAGAAAGCAAGGAUCGAGACUUCAGAGUUCAGAUAGGUGAAAUUAAGGGAGGACAAUGAAAUGCGUGGUGUGAUUUGUGACUUCAAGAUUCAAGAGUGUUGCCUUGUUGAUUAAUAUACUAGUGUCUUGGAAAAAUUGGCAGAAAAAAGUUCAGAUGUUAUGUACUUUA
Messenger RNA from Aegilops tauschii subsp. strangulata, 2425 nucleotides. Its product is annotated as protein NRT1/ PTR FAMILY 8.1. NCBI's taxonomy places the organism in Eukaryota, Viridiplantae, Streptophyta, Magnoliopsida, Poales, Poaceae. Gene Ontology annotation, molecular function: transmembrane transporter activity. The record is from RefSeq and is a predicted model, not a curated record. Gene Ontology annotation, cellular component: membrane. Gene Ontology annotation, biological process: transmembrane transport; oligopeptide transport.